Topomyia yanbarensis is the source of this 670-nucleotide messenger RNA. RefSeq names its product UPF0184 protein AAEL002161. The transcript has 2 exons. NCBI's taxonomy places the organism in Eukaryota, Metazoa, Arthropoda, Insecta, Diptera, Culicidae. Bases 105 to 446 code for a protein of 113 amino acids. The record is from RefSeq and is a predicted model, not a curated record.
AAAUUCAAUGAUCGAGCCCAAAAGCAUAUAAACAAAAGUUUCCAGUACGGUCAGGUGACUGUUGACGAAUCGAGUAAUUUUCUGGUAAAUUCAGUAAAGUUAAAAUGACACCCGAUCCGAAAGAGAACAAAUCGCAGUCUGGUCCCCCGGCAGAACACUCCCCAUCCAACAACGCCCAGGAUGAACAGACUUCCGGCGAGGAGAAUGAGGAUGAUGUUGAGGUUUCGCUCGAUGAAUUUGAGUCUGUCAAUAACUAUCUUGAUUCUCUCAACUCCGCUCUGGAUGCAAUCGAACAACGGAAUGACGAUCUAAAAGCCCAGUUGCUUAAUUUGCUGCAAUCGAAUCGGGAAAUUCGACAAUCGAUGCAGGAAGAGAAUGCCAAAAGUUCGGGAUCGGAUAAUGGACCAGAUCCGGAGGCAGCUCCCGAAAAUGCGAUGGAGCAUUGAGAGAAUCGCUGAGGAUCGUUUAAUUUAUGCUUUGUUAAUAUAGUAUUCCCUUGUUUCUCGUUGAAAAAGUAUAUGUAAAUAACCGCAUAUGUAUAAACAUAACAUAUAAUAUAUAGGAACAGAUUUUCUCGUUAUUGGUGAGAUGUUGGAAAAAUAGCGAACAAAGUGACAUUCAGGACGGGAUGUAAUAAUUGAAAUAAAAAGAAACAAUUCUAUUUCAAAAA